Dalotia coriaria is the source of this 1120-nucleotide messenger RNA. Its product is annotated as carbonic anhydrase 1-like. NCBI's taxonomy places the organism in Eukaryota, Metazoa, Arthropoda, Insecta, Coleoptera, Staphylinidae. The record is from RefSeq and is a predicted model, not a curated record. Gene Ontology annotation, molecular function: carbonate dehydratase activity; zinc ion binding. Bases 134 to 1063 code for a protein of 309 amino acids. The transcript has 4 exons.
UGCCUAAAUGCAAAAAUUUUUGAAAGUUUUUUCUGGCAGUUUUUGAAAUAUGACAAAUAUUGAAACUUAUUAAUUAGUAAGUUCCAAUCUAAAUUUCUUGUAUACCUAAUUGUUUAAAAUGUAUUAAUCAAAUAUGAGCGAAAAAAACGAUGUGGAAGAAGAGGAUCAAGAGGAAGUCCCUUCACAUGAAGGCCUUCAAAAAGUCUUCGCACUUACCCACGAAAGGGAAAUUUUAGAAUCGCCAAUUGAUCUCCACCUGCCAAAAGCAACCGCAAUCGAACUUCCUCCAUUGGAAUGGCAUCACAUGGAAGUAGAACCAAAGCGCGUUAAACUUACAAAUUCCGGUCAUACUGUUAUUUAUAGUGCAAAAUGGAUACAAGAUCGGCCGUGUGUUUCUGGUGGUCCUUUCACCGACAACUAUGUUUUUUCACAAUUGCACUUCCAUUGGGGCAACAAUAAUAUGUGUGGCUCAGAGCAUACCAUUUCGGGUGUUUCACAAAUACUUGAAAUGCACAUGGUUUACUUCAAAAGUUGUUAUCAGUCGCAAGAGAGUGCUUCACAACGAAAAGAUGGUAUUGCCAUGAUUGUCUACAUAUUUAAACUUCAAGAUGAAAUAAACGAAAUGUUACAAGUAAUCAUUCAAGCUCUGCCUCUGAUAAAGGAACCACAUAGUUCAACACGUUUGAGAAGUCACGCUCUGGGAAAAUACAUGGCACAAUUCGAAGACGAUUAUUUCCUGUAUGCUGGCAGCAUCAACACUACCACAUGCGUGCACUACGUGCUCUGGUUGAUCAGUCGGGUUCCCAUGGGAGUAUCCAUGGCACAGGUUGAAGGAUUCAGAUUGCUAAUGGGUGCUGAUGGAGCACUUCUCAGUAGGAAUUUCCGUGAUGUACAACCAUUAGUUGACAGAACACUGUAUCAUGUAAAUCCUUCGGGGCAAAUGCAUUCUACACUAAUCAUUAUGCAAAAAGAAGUUGAUACUACUAUACAGCGCACACAUCAGACAAAUAAAUAUCCGCGUUCAUCGCAUGAAUACAGCGAUCCAACAGGCACCACGAUUUAAAAUCAAGUUGCGCUUUGUAAAUGCCUACAUGUCAGAUAAUACAUUUUUGUUUACCAA